GCAAUUACGAGAGAAGACAAGAUGUCGGCAACACAUUCGCAGCCAUUGUUGACGAGGCUUUUGACGUUCAAGCAGGCAAAUGCUUCGCCUCUUAUCUCGUUCUUGCCAACGUUGUCGCAGUCUUUGGUGCCGGUGACUCGAUCCUUCGUAAAAAAGGCACUGUUGCAAGAUUUGAGAGUUCUAUACGUUACAUCUGAGUCUAACACUAAGCAUGUACGAAACAUUUAUGGUGCUGAGACCGAGGUCAUCGAGACUCUUCGACCAUCACCAGAUGGGUCCUCCUACAACCGACUUUCAGUCACGCAAACCCUCGCUGAAAUCAAAUCACGGAUAACAUCUGCAAACUGGACGCCCGGAAAGUACAUACUGGUGAUCGAUUCUCUGCGAUACAUUGAUGCUGAGAACGUUGCUGCGUUCGUGGGUGCAUUGGCGAGUCUGCGGCCAUUGAGUGUGUUAGUGACGUGUUCAACGUCGGUGCCGGAGGUUGGUGGGACGUAUUCGCCUGGGAAGGAGACUUUGUUGAGGUAUCUGUCAACGACGAUUAUCUCGCCGUUUGAGGAGAAGACGUUUGGGGCCGUCUCUUUAGAUGACGAGAAACCGGUGUGGCCACUACAACUAUCAGCACAAAGACAAAGAGAUCUCUUACUCACCGUCGAGCAUCGAAGAAAAUCCGGACGUGCGGUAGUGGAAGAAUGCGUCUUCGACAUCGUUUCCUCGACAGUGAGGCUAUACAAACCACCAGCACCAUCUCUACCACCACCGAAGGAGGAGCCAAGUGUCGACGAUGUUAUGGCAGGCCUGACGACAUUUAAUUUGGGCAUGACGGAGAGAGAGAGGAAGCAGAAGGAGGGUGUUGUGUUGCCGCAUUUUAGUGCGCAGGAUCUGGGCGGGGAGAAGGACGAGAAGGGGGAUGAGGGGAGCAUAUGGUAUGAGCCGGGGAGCGAAGAUGAUUAUGAUCCGGAGGAUCCGGAUGAUGACCUGUUCCUGUAAGGUGGGAAGGAUAAGAGUGGGAAGAGAUCCAAAUGGGAAGCAUUCGGACGGAAGAUCAGAAUAGGUAGUGCCAUGACAACCACCGCCGAGGCUGCUACAAACGGCUUCUGAGGUUCUGAAAAGGUGGCCUCGUAUGUACAUCGUGUUGCCCAACUAGGAAAGUGGCAGAUGGACCACGAAAAUUCCGCCAAAAAGUUUAAUUUGAAGC
Saitoella complicata NRRL Y-17804 is the source of this 1198-nucleotide messenger RNA. RefSeq lists its product as uncharacterized. Lineage: Eukaryota; Fungi; Ascomycota; Saitoellomycetes; Saitoellales; Saitoellaceae. The coding region runs from base 22 to 990 and encodes 322 amino acids. Gene Ontology annotation, molecular function: tRNA binding. Gene Ontology annotation, cellular component: nucleus; elongator holoenzyme complex; cytosol. The transcript has 2 exons. The record is from RefSeq and is a predicted model, not a curated record. Gene Ontology annotation, biological process: tRNA wobble uridine modification.